Fukomys damarensis (Damara mole-rat) is the source of this 4474-nucleotide messenger RNA. RefSeq names its product solute carrier family 12 member 6 (gene Slc12a6). Lineage: Eukaryota; Metazoa; Chordata; Mammalia; Rodentia; Bathyergidae. Gene Ontology annotation, molecular function: potassium:chloride symporter activity. The record is from RefSeq and is a predicted model, not a curated record. The transcript is spliced from 26 exons. Gene Ontology annotation, biological process: chloride ion homeostasis; chemical synaptic transmission; potassium ion import across plasma membrane. The coding region runs from base 83 to 3535 and encodes 1150 amino acids. Gene Ontology annotation, cellular component: membrane.
CUGUAGGACUGUUGUCUGGAAUUCUUUGAGUGGAAGGAUUCUUAUUGGGCUUUUUGAGGGAUGUGAAUUAAGGAAAAGAAACAUGCAUCCUCCAGAAACCACCACAAAGAUGGCUUCAGUUCGGUUCAUGGUGACACCAACAAAGAUUGAUGACAUUCCAGGUUUGUCAGACACUAGCCCGGACCUCAGCUCUCGAUCUAGUUCCCGAGUACGAUUUAGCUCCAGGGAAAGUGUGCCAGAAACAAGCCGUAGCGAGCCUAUGAGUGAGAUGUCUGGGGCCACCACUUCUCUAGCGACUGUUGCCCUGGAUCCUGGCAGUGACCGGACAUCCAAUGCCCAGGAUGUCACCGAGGACCCGAGUCAGAACUCCAUCACAGGGGAACACAGCCAGCUGUUAGAUGAUGGGCAUAAGAAAGCUCGAAAUGCUUAUCUCAAUAAUUCCAAUUAUGAAGAAGGCGAUGAAUACUUUGAUAAAAAUUUGGCACUCUUUGAGGAAGAAAUGGACACCAGACCAAAGGUGUCUUCUCUCCUCAAUCGCAUGGCCAAUUACACUAAUCUGACACAAGGAGCAAAGGAACAUGAAGAGGCAGAAAAUAUCACUGAAGGGAAAAAAAAGCCCACCAAGACCCCCCAAAUGGGUACCUUCAUGGGUGUCUACCUACCAUGUCUACAGAAUAUUUUUGGAGUGAUCCUCUUUCUACGCCUUACAUGGGUAGUGGGCACAGCUGGAGUUCUUCAGGCCUUUGCAAUUGUCCUUAUCUGCUGCUGCUGUACAAUGUUGACUGCUAUCUCCAUGAGUGCCAUUGCCACUAAUGGAGUUGUGCCAGCUGGAGGCUCAUACUUUAUGAUUUCCCGGGCACUUGGUCCAGAGUUUGGUGGGGCUGUUGGCCUCUGCUUUUACCUUGGUACCACAUUUGCAGCAGCUAUGUAUAUCCUUGGUGCCAUUGAAAUUUUCCUGGUAUACAUUGUUCCCCGGGCUGCCAUCUUUCGCAGCGAUGAUGCCCUCAAGGAAUCUGCAGCCAUGCUUAAUAACAUGCGUGUCUAUGGCACAGCCUUCUUGGUCCUCAUGGUAUUGGUGGUAUUCAUCGGUGUGCGCUAUGUGAACAAAUUUGCCUCGCUUUUCCUGGCCUGUGUCAUUGUAUCCAUCUUGGCAAUCUAUGCUGGAGCUAUCAAGUCUUCUUUUGCACCCCCACACUUCCCGGUCUGCAUGCUGGGUAACCGCACUCUCUCAUCAAGACACAUUGAUGUUUGCUCUAAGACCAAGGAAGUUAACAACGUGACAGUACCAUCAAAGUUAUGGGGCUUCUUCUGUAAUUCCAGUCAGUUUUUCAAUGCCACCUGCGAUGAGUACUUUGUUCACAAUAACGUCACUUCGGUCCAGGGCAUUCCUGGCUUGGUUAGUGGUAUCAUUACAGAGAACCUUUGGAGUAAUUAUCUACCUAAGGGAGAGAUCAUUGAAAAGCCCUCAGCCAAAUCAUCUGAUGUCUUGGGAAAUUUAAAUCAUGAAUAUGUUCUUGUUGACAUUACCACCUCCUUCACUCUUCUGGUGGGGAUAUUCUUUCCCUCUGUCACAGGUAUCAUGGCUGGAUCAAAUAGAUCUGGAGAUCUGAAAGAUGCUCAGAAGUCUAUUCCCAUUGGAACGAUCCUUGCCAUCCUGACCACAUCCUUUGUCUAUUUAAGCAAUGUUGUCCUUUUUGGUGCAUGUAUUGAAGGGGUUGUUCUCAGAGACAAGUUUGGGGAUGCUGUGAAAGGUAACUUGGUGGUGGGCACCUUAUCUUGGCCAUCCCCAUGGGUGAUUGUCAUUGGCUCCUUCUUUUCAACAUGUGGGGCUGGACUUCAGAGCCUCACAGGUGCACCGAGACUUCUACAGGCUAUAGCCAAGGAUAACAUCAUACCAUUCCUGAGGGUUUUCGGUCACAGCAAAGCUAACGGGGAACCUACCUGGGCUUUACUUCUGACUGCUGCCAUUGCAGAGCUGGGAAUACUUAUUGCCUCCCUGGAUCUUGUGGCCCCAAUUCUAUCCAUGUUUUUUCUCAUGUGUUACCUCUUUGUGAACUUGGCGUGUGCCUUGCAGACAUUACUUCGAACACCCAACUGGAGACCCCGAUUCCGCUACUACCACUGGGCCCUGUCUUUCAUGGGGAUGAGUAUCUGUCUGGCUCUGAUGUUCAUUUCUUCCUGGUAUUAUGCCAUUGUAGCGAUGGUAAUAGCUGGUAUGAUCUACAAGUACAUUGAGUACCAGGGAGCUGAGAAAGAAUGGGGUGAUGGUAUCCGUGGGCUGUCGCUCAGUGCAGCCAGGUUUGCUUUGCUUCGUCUGGAGGAAGGACCUCCACACACUAAGAACUGGAGGCCUCAGCUGCUUGUUUUGCUAAAACUAGAUGAGGAUUUACAUGUCAAGCAUCCUCGCCUCCUUACAUUUGCCUCACAGCUGAAAGCAGGAAAGGGUCUCACUAUUGUGGGGUCUGUCAUUGUGGGGAACUUCCUGGAGAACUAUGGUGAAGCUUUAGCUGCUGAGCAGACCAUUAAGCACCUAAUGGAAGCAGAGAAGGUAAAAGGAUUUAGCCAGCUGGUGGUCGCUGCCAAACUGCGCGAGGGCAUUUCCCACCUCAUCCAGUCGUGUGGCCUUGGGGGCAUGAAGCACAACACAGUGGUGAUGGGCUGGCCUAACGGCUGGCGUCAGAGUGAAGAUGCCCGCGCUUGGAAAACUUUUAUUGGCACAGUUCGAGUGACAACGGCUGCUCAUCUUGCUCUGUUGGUAGCUAAAAAUGUCUCCUUCUUUCCCAGCAAUGUGGAGCCAUUUUCUGAGGGAAACAUUGAUGUGUGGUGGAUUGUGCAUGAUGGGGGGAUGCUCAUGCUAUUACCAUUCCUACUGAAACAGCACAAGGUGUGGCGAAAAUGCAGCAUACGAAUCUUCACAGUAGCCCAACUAGAAGACAACAGUAUCCAGAUGAAGAAGGACCUGGCCACAUUCCUGUAUCACUUGCGCAUUGAGGCAGAGGUGGAAGUGGUAGAAAUGCAUGACAGUGACAUAUCAGCUUACACUUACGAGCGCACUCUGAUGAUGGAGCAGAGGUCUCAGAUGCUCCGGCACAUGCGGCUCUCCAAAACAGAACGAGACAGAGAGGCACAGUUGGUGAAAGACCGAAACUCAAUGCUACGACUGACUAGCAUUGGUUCUGAUGAGGAUGAAGAGACAGAGACCUAUCAAGAGAAGGUACACAUGACUUGGACAAAGGACAAGUACAUGGCAUCCCGAGGGCAAAAAGCCAAGUCAAUGGAAGGAUUCCAGGAUCUCCUUAACAUGCGUCCGGACCAGUCUAAUGUGAGACGGAUGCACACAGCAGUGAAGCUCAAUGAGGUUAUAGUAAACAAGUCCCACGAAGCAAAACUGGUUUUGUUGAAUAUGCCAGGACCACCCCGAAACCCUGAGGGUGAUGAAAACUAUAUGGAGUUCCUAGAAGUGCUCACUGAGGGACUUGAACGAGUUCUCCUUGUCCGGGGUGGUGGCAGUGAAGUGAUCACCAUUUAUUCAUAGUCUACUCCUAAAUGACUGCUUGGUCUCAGCUUUCGUAAAUGGCUUCCAUCCUCCAUUGAAGUGACAGCUCUUUCUUACCACUCCCUCUCAACUAGAGGCCCAUGUUUUAUGCCCAUCUCACUGAACUCUUGAUGAGCUGGCCUCAAGUCCUUGUGCAAGAGUACAAAUAGAUCAUUUUUGGCCCUUAUAUGAUCUGACAGAAGCAGCAAAUAUUCCCUCAACAUCAAGAGAAUUAUCAGAUCUUAAAAGCCAUUUCUUUACCAGUAGACAAGUCAAGAAGGCAAAAAAACAAGUUCAUAUCCAGCAUUAAAGAUCAGUCUCAGAAAUCAUGGUUCAGUGGUUAACACAGAGGAAACAGCUAGAUACUCAGCCUCACCUUAUUGAAGAAUUCAUGGACAAUAACAUGGAGACCUCUUGUCCUUGUGAAGAUAACUCAUGGCAAGCUGAGAUGGAAACUUUUUAGCUAUUUUGUGUGUGUGUGUGUGUGUGUGUGUGUGUGUGUGUGUGUGUGUUUUUUCCUGUAUCUACUGCUCUCUAGGAUGCUUUAAUUUUAAAUUGGGGUACUAAUAUUCAAAACCUGAAACAUGGCUGCACCGUUUUAAUUAUCAAGAUUCCAGGACCAGGGAUUUAACUCAGUGGCACCACACCUGCCUUGCAAGCGCAAGGUCCCAAGUUCAAUCCCCAGUACCAAAAAAAAAAAAGAUUCCACAAAGUACCAGGUUUAAGGAUCUAUAUUGUGUCAGUGUGUAUUUCAGAUGUUUGUUUCUAUCAACUCAAAAUCCAUUCUGUGAUUGUAAGAACACAGGCAAUUUUACCAUGGAAAUUGUUUUAGUAAAAAUUCCUACAUUCUUUUCAUACUGCUGGACUAAGGAAAUUUCAAGGAGUGGCUGUUAAGAUUUAUAGUUGGGCGUAGUGGCACAUGCCUGUAAUCCCAGUAGU